Eremomyces bilateralis CBS 781.70 is the source of this 1477-nucleotide messenger RNA. RefSeq names its product 26S proteasome subunit P45. Gene Ontology annotation, molecular function: ATP binding; ATP hydrolysis activity; proteasome-activating activity. The coding region runs from base 67 to 1236 and encodes 389 amino acids. The record is from RefSeq and is a predicted model, not a curated record. Gene Ontology annotation, biological process: proteasome-mediated ubiquitin-dependent protein catabolic process. The transcript is spliced from 2 exons. Gene Ontology annotation, cellular component: proteasome regulatory particle, base subcomplex. Lineage: Eukaryota; Fungi; Ascomycota; Dothideomycetes; Eremomycetales; Eremomycetaceae.
CUCUCAAAUCCUAUCAAACCUUUCUUCCCAUUAUCCACCCACCUUUCCUGUCGCCGCGUCGUCACCAUGGCGCUUGACACGUUCUUCCACAACAAGAUCGAGAGCAUGAAGCUCGAGAUCAUCCAAGGCCAAUCCAAGCUGCGGCGAUUAGAAGCACAACGGAACGACUACAACUCAAGAGUGCGGUUAUUGCGGGAAGAACUUGGCCUCCUUCAGCAGCCGGGUUCGUAUGUCGGAGAGGUUGUCAAGGUCAUGGGGACGAAGAAGGUGCUCGUCAAAGUGCAUCCAGAAGGCAAAUAUGUCGUCGAUAUUGCUGAUUCGGUCGACAUCUCGAAGUUAACCGCGGGCAAACGAGUCACGCUGUUGAGCGACUCCUACAAGCUCGAGAAGAUGCUGCCUUCGUCGGUCGAUCCUCUUGUUUCCCUCAUGAUGGUCGAAAAGGUCCCUGACAGCACAUACGACAUGAUCGGAGGAUUGGAUCAACAGAUCAAGGAGAUCAAGGAGGUGAUUGAGCUGGGUCUGAAACAUCCCGAACUGUUCGAAUCCCUGGGUAUCGCUCAACCGAAGGGUGUGCUGUUGUACGGACCUCCCGGAACCGGCAAAACCCUCCUCGCUCGUGCCGUUGCGCAUCACACCGACUGCAAGUUCAUCCGAGUGAGUGGCUCAGAGUUGGUUCAGAAGUACAUCGGUGAAGGAAGCCGUAUGGUUCGAGAGCUAUUUAUCAUGGCACGAGAGCAUGCACCUAGCAUCAUCUUCAUGGACGAAAUCGACUCAAUAGGAUCCUCACGAGUAGAAGGAUCAUCGGGUGGCGACUCGGAAGUUCAACGGACGAUGUUGGAGCUACUGAACCAACUGGAUGGAUUCGAGCCGACCAAAAACAUCAAGAUCAUCAUGGCGACGAAUCGUCUCGACAUCCUUGACCCAGCAUUGUUGCGUCCGGGACGGAUAGACCGCAAGAUUGAAUUCCCUCCACCAAGCGUCGAAGCGCGAGCAGACAUCCUUCGAAUCCACUCGCGGAAGAUGAACCUGACCCGUGGCAUCGAUCUCAAGAAGAUCGCGGACAAGAUGAACGGCUGCUCGGGGGCGGAGCUGAAGGGCGUGUGCACGGAAGCAGGCAUGUAUGCACUGAGGGAACGGAGGGUGCACGUUACGCAGGAAGAUUUCGAUUUGGCUACCGCGAAGAUUCUCAACAAGCACGACGACAAGGAUACCUCGCUCAAGAAGCUCUGGAAGUAGUCUCCUGCCGGACAUAUUUGGGUGCGGUCAACGUUAUGAGCGUUGUGGCAGCCAGUCUCUGUAUGUGUAGUUACCGGUUCAUUGCAUGGCGAAUGGGCGCUUGGUCAAUUCUGAUAGAGCACUGCUUCUGGGUAUAAUGGCACGGUAAAACUAAGUAGUAAUUACCAUAUCUUAUAUGCUCAUAACGUCGUAAUCUAUGACUCUACGCUAGUAAUAAAUCUAUAGGUAUCAUUAUAUCUGC